GUUAAACGUAGUCAUCCACGUUGUCUUUGAUGAUACUUUGCGUAAGGAGAUACUUAGAAAGACAAGGCGCACUUUGAUACCUUCCUACCUGCUCACACUGACCACUUCAGAUUCUCGGCACCACUAAUUGAUCCAACAAACACCUGGCAGUUUCAUCUCAGCUCUUUCUCGAGCAUUUGCAUCUAAAACUAUGGUAUCACAACGGGAUAAAGAGCUGUUCAGAGAUGACAUUCGUGCCCGGGGAACAAAACUUAGUGCUGCUGAUCGUGAGAGCCUGUUGAAACCAUACCUACCAGACCCCUCGGAGCUUCCACAUCGGCCACCGCAGCGGCGCAGAAAAGCAUCGCCCAGGAAGACACCUAUCCGGACUUUCCUGAAGUCGCAACUACACCAGCUGACCUACACUCUCAUUCACAUUUUCUUUGGUAUCGUCAUUCGCCUUGUCCAGAGCUAUCAUGCCGUUGUGGAUAGGGUGUUUGCCAUCGUCUAUUAUCACCAUCGCACUCCCGAAUUGAUCCGAAAGGAUGUGAAGAAUUUGGAUCGCUUACCGGAGCAUUUGAGUGUUAUAUUGUCACUGCGGCAGGAGGAGGAUUCUUUAACGAUUUUAAUGGAUGAAGUGGCAGAACUUGCUGCGUGGAGCGUCAGUGCUGGGAUCCCUGUGCUAAGCGUUUAUGAGAAGAGUGGAGUCUUAAAAUCAUGCAUUCCCACACUGCACCGCAUCGUUACAAACAAGCUAUCUGCGUAUUACGGCUCUCCUUCCCAACAGCCAACGUUGCGACUUUUUGCCCCGCAUCACCCUGUGUAUCAACCACAGGACGGCCACUCAACUGAAAAAGCCAAUACUGAUUCUCUGACUGUGCUUCUGCUGUCAGCCACCGAUGGCCGGGAGACAUUUGUGGACUUGACCAAGACGCUUGCGGAAAUGGCCCAGAAUGGAAAACUAUCGCCAGAAGAUAUCACAAUGGAAUUGGUUGAUGCGGAGAUUAGCGAAAUCACGACACAGCCAUCUCAGACAUCGUUACCGACCUCCACUGAGAACAAAACAAUAUCUAUUCUGGACGUUUCAGUAAAACCAGAACCUGAUUUACUAUUAGUGUUCAGGCCCUUCUUGAAAUUAGAUGGGUAUCCACCCUGGCAUAUUCGACUUACAGAGAUGUAUUGUACAGGCGACAAGAGCAACAGCAUGACGGGAUAUGGGGAGGCAGUUGAAUAUCAGGGCUUUCUUAGGGGUCUAUGGCAUUAUGCAGGGGCUCAAAUGAGGUUCGGGCGUUGAGCCUUCUCUCCCUCAUGGCUUUCUUUUCAUACUCACCUCUUUGUGGCUGUUGGAAGGGCCUAAAUCGAGGCUUCAUAUCAAGCGUCAGAUCGUCCCUUGAUAAAAGACUUUGGGAAGAUGGUCUCAGAAUAAUGUACUACACCUCCAAUUCCCGCAGGCCAUAUACAUGUUUGAUGUAAAUUACAUGCGCCUCCAAUGAAGUAUUCAU
Messenger RNA from Aspergillus pseudotamarii, 1481 nucleotides. RefSeq names its product ditrans,polycis-polyprenyl diphosphate synthase. The record is from RefSeq and is a predicted model, not a curated record. Gene Ontology annotation, cellular component: endoplasmic reticulum membrane; dehydrodolichyl diphosphate synthase complex. Lineage: Eukaryota; Fungi; Ascomycota; Eurotiomycetes; Eurotiales; Aspergillaceae. Bases 191 to 1273 code for a protein of 360 amino acids. The transcript has 2 exons. Gene Ontology annotation, molecular function: ditrans,polycis-polyprenyl diphosphate synthase [(2E,6E)-farnesyl diphosphate specific] activity.